AUGCAGCUGAAGCAAGGUUCCCUUUCUGUGGCAGAUUACACCAACAAGUUUGAGGAACUCUGUAGGUUUUCUAGGGUAUGUCAAGGUGCCCCAGAGACUUACGAGAGCUGGAAGUGCAUUAAGUACCAGAGAGGUUUAAAGGAUACCAUUACGACUGCUGUGGCGCCUUUGGAGAUCCGUGUCUUCUCUGACUUAGUGAACAAGGCUAGAGUACUGGAAGAGUAUGCCAAGACCGUGGCGGCAUCCAAGGACACUCAUGGAGGGAGCUCUAGUCGGGGGCGUGGCAGGUAUUUUCAUCCUAGAGGGCAAAGCUUCAAGAGAGGAGGAUAUGCGCUUCAAGGUCAAGGAGGUGGUUAUUUCAAUUGUGGGUUACCUGGCCACAUUGCGAGGGAUUGCACUCGUGGGAGGAACCAGAAUGCAGGCCAGAAUCAGCAUCAAGGUCGGGUCUUUGCUGUGAACGCCAAGGAUGCUUCUAAGGCGGAUCCGUUGAUGAGAGGUAUAUAUCUAAUUGGUGAUAAGUCCUUAGUUGCAUUAUAUGAUACUAGAGCUUCGCAUUCGUUUAUUUCAUUUGCUAAAGUUGAGGAAUUAGCUUUGAAAGUGUCAGAGUUACUUUUUGAUCUGCAUGGUUAUAUUCUGUUGGCUGCUAAUGCGUUGGGUGAUGCCCAGAACUUAGAUCACAUACCGGUGGUUAAAGAUUUUCCAGAAGUAUUCCCAAAAGAUAUCCCUGAGUUUCCACCUCAAAGGGAAAUUGAAUUUGCGAUUGAAUUGGUGCCGGGAGCCGGACCAGUGUCGAUUGCGCCUUAUAGAAUGGCUCCGAUAGAGCUGGCAGAGUUAAAAACUCAGUUGAAAGAGCUUCUGAACAAGAGAGUGUUUCGUCCCUUUUUGGACAAAUUCGUGGUGGUUUUCAUAGAUGACAUCUUAGUUUAUUCUAAGACGGUGAUAGAGCAUGAGGAGCACUUGAGGAUUGUGCUACAAAUUCUAAAGGAGCGAAAGUUGUACGCUAAGUUGUCAAAGUGCGAGUUCUGGAAGGAAGAAGUAAAGUUCUUAGGCCACGUGGUGAGCAAACGAGGAAUAGCUGUAGAUCCUUCUAAGGUGGAAGCAGUGAUGGAGUGGGAAAGACUGACGACGGUGACGGAAGUAAGAAGCUUUUUGGGUUUAGCCAAAUAUUACCGGAGAUUUAUCGAAGGAUUUUCCCGGAUUGCAUUACCGAUGACGAAGUUAACAAGGAAAGAAGUGCCAUUCGUGUGGACAUCGGAGUGCGAAGAGAGUUUUCAAACUUUGAAGUAG
This is a messenger RNA of Arachis ipaensis, 1287 nucleotides long. Lineage: Eukaryota; Viridiplantae; Streptophyta; Magnoliopsida; Fabales; Fabaceae. The record is from RefSeq and is a predicted model, not a curated record.